ACUUUUAUUAGAUGCUCACAACUGUUUUCAGAAUGACACAGAUUACAAUUACAUCAUAGGUAUUUAUAGAACAAGAUUAGGGUUUCCUACUUGGUCAACAAGUUAACUAAGUGGGCCUAAUAACUAGGGCCGGCUAACCCUAACUAGGGCCGGCUACCCUAAAUCCUACGAACCCAACAUUUGUGAUAUCAGAUUUUCGAGGUAUUGACAAGAUGACCGAUCCACCUCAUGUUAACUACCCUUGGUCUAUACAAGAAAGUGUUGGUGCUGGCAUAGACAUGGUCAUGGUUGGGUACAACUACUUUGAGUUUAUCGACGGGCUAACCUAUCUCGUGAACAACAAUUAUAUCCAAGUGAGUCGGAUUGAUGAUGCAGUAAAAAGAAUUUUACGGGUGAAGUUUGUGAUGGGGCUGUUUGAAAAUCCGUUAACUGAUUUAAGCAUGGGAAAUACCUUGGAGAACAGGUUAAGACCCAGAACCGGGUAUCAAACAGGCGGGGCAGGUUUCGAACCGAACCGGUUAUAGAAAAACCAUUUUUUAAAGUAACCGUUUUAGUUUUUUUUUUUUUUUUUUGGAAUUUUCGGUUUUAUAACCGGUUUUUUGUACACCUCUAUCUAGACCUAGAAGCAAAAUCCUGGGGAUAGAGUCGAAGGAACGGAUUGUGGUAUGCUUUUUGGUAUUUCGGGAUCUCAUUUAGUUUCUAAUUCAUGAGAUCAGUGGUCUUGGCUUCUUGAUGAUUCGAAUACGUUUUUGGUCCGCAUCUUAAAACAACGAUUUGUACUAAAAAGGUUUGGGCAGCCGGGUAAUGCUAUUCAUUGGAACAAAUGGGUUCCUAUGAAAGUGGGCAUUUUGUCAUGGAGGGAAAAGGCUUCCAAGGAGGUGUGCUUUAGCAUGUCGAAACGUUAAUCUGGCUUCCACGAUCUGCCCUGUGUGUAGUGAAGCAUCGGAGAUGGUUGAGCUUAUCUAUAUAACUAUAUAAAGCCCUAUGUGGAAGUGGCGGCUCGGUUGUCAUGGUGGUUGUGUUGGAUAGUGGUGGUGUCAGUGGCGGCUGGUUGUGGUGGUGGUGGUGAAGGCAACAACAGUGGACUGAACACUGGCGACAAUGGCAGAAUAGGGUUCUGGUGGGUAUUUUGGUUACCAGGGUAAGAACACUUCGUCUUUCCUCUCCUCUGAUCUUGCUUGAUUUCAUUAUGAAUUUAAGUUUAACAGAUAUUUUUGGUGCUCUAGAAAUUUGGCACGAUCUGAUCUUGAUUUUUAGAUCGAAAUCGAAG
Messenger RNA from Helianthus annuus (common sunflower), 1270 nucleotides. Its product is annotated as beta-glucosidase BoGH3B-like. Gene Ontology annotation, biological process: glucan catabolic process. The coding region runs from base 213 to 524 and encodes 103 amino acids. Lineage: Eukaryota; Viridiplantae; Streptophyta; Magnoliopsida; Asterales; Asteraceae. The transcript has 2 exons. The record is from RefSeq and is a predicted model, not a curated record. Gene Ontology annotation, molecular function: beta-glucosidase activity.